GGUAUGAAGUAAAUCAGAUUGCAAAGCAUCCUUGACGUCCGUUUAAACUCGUAAUUGAAGGAAGAUUAUUGCUUUCCGGCUCCGUUUCUCAGUCAAAAGAGAGAAAUAAUCGAUGAGAGAGAAAUAUACGUCGGCGGCGUAAGGCUCCUGACUUCACAAAAUACUCCAAAAACCUCCGAUUUCGGCAAUCAUCACUCUCAAUUUCGCCCAAUUUAUUCUUCGCGUUGAAAUUUAUGCGUGGUUGAACGUUUUUGAUUGGAUCAGUGGUGAACUUUUAAAAAGCGGAUGAACGUUUUUUAUUGGAUUGGUUGCUGCUGAAUGAUAUAACUGCUGGGCGAAGGGGGCGAUUUAUGUAUACAGUUAAAGAUGGAUUUGGUAGCAAGUUGCAAGGAAAAGUUGGCACAUUUUCGGAUAAGAGAGCUGAAGGACAUCCUCACCCAACUUGGUCUUUCCAAGCAAGGAAGGAAACAGGAUCUUACUGAACGUAUAUUAACUAUUCUCUCGGAUGAGCGAGUUUCAGGAAUGUGGUCCAAGAAAAAUGCUGUUGGGAAAGAAGAAGUUGCUAAAUUAGUCGAUGACAUUUACAGGAAAAUGCAGGAUUCCGGGGCAACAGAUUUGGCAUCAAAAGCUCGGGGUGUUUCAGAUGGCAGUAAUAAUACGAAACUUAAAGAGGAGAUCGAAGACACUCUUCAGGUGGAAAAGGUUCGCUGCCUAUGUGGAAGCUCUUUGCAAGCUGAUUCGAUGAUAAAGUGUGAAGAUCCAAGAUGCAACGUGUGGCAGCAUAUCAGUUGUGUUAUUAUCCCGGAGAAACCCAUGGAGGGUAUUUUACCAGCACCUCCCCCAAAGUUCUAUUGCGAGCUUUGUAGACUUGGUCGUGCAGACCCGUUCUGGGUUACUGUCGCACAUCCUCUAUUGCCUGUGAAGCUGACUAUAGCAAAUGCCCCGGCAGAUGGUACAAACCCAAUGCAAAGUGUUGAAAAAACUUUUCAACUUACAAGAGUGGACAAGGAGUUGUUGGUGAAACCAGAGUAUGAUGUUCAGGCCUGGUGUAUGCUUUUGAACGACAAGGUUUCUUAUAGGAUGCAAUGGCCACAGUUUGCAGAGCUACAAAUCAAUGGUAUGCCCAUGCGUGCAAUAAAUAGACCUGGCUCUCAAUUGCUGGGAGCCAAUGGCCGUGAUGAUGGUCCUAUUAUCACACCAUGCACUCGAGAUGGAAUUAAUAAAAUUUCCUUAACAGGCUGCGAUUCUCGUGUGUUCUGUUUGGGUGUCCGGAUUGUGAAACGGCGCACAGUACAACAGAUUCUCAACCUUAUUCCCAAAGAGUCAGAUGGUGAGCGGUUUGAAGAUGCCCUUGCACGUGUUCGUCGCUGUGUAGGAGGUGGGCCUGCCACAGAAAAUGCUGACAGUGACAGUGAUCUGGAGGUUGUUGCUGAUUCUAUUCCGGUCAAUCUUCGUUGUCCUAUGAGUGGUUCAAGAAUGAAAAUUGCGGGAAGAUUCAAACCUUGUGCCCACAUGGGCUGUUUUGAUCUUGAAGUGUUUGUGGAAAUGAACCAACGGUCUCGUAAGUGGCAAUGUCCCAUUUGUCUCAAGAACUACUCUUUGGAGAAUAUCAUUAUUGACCCAUAUUUUACUCGUAUUACAUCUAAGAUGUCCAAUUGUGGGGAGGACUUGACAGAUAUUGAGGUGAAGCCAGAUGGUUCUUGGCGUGCGAAGGCAGAGGAUGACCGUAAGAGUCUAGGAGAUCUUGGGCAGUGGCAUUUACCUGAUGGUACUCUUUGUGUACCCGUGGAAGUGGAGUCUAAACCCAAGCCAGAAGCACUAAAGCAGGUCAAACAAGAAGGUGCUUCUGAAGGUCAUACUGGUUUGAAGCUCGGAAUGAAGAAAAAUAAAAAUGGAUUUUGGGAAGUCAGAAAACCUGAAAAUCUGCUCUCACUUUCUUCUGGUAGUAAACUACCAGAUAACUUUAUGAAUAACGGUAACAACAUGAGCAGCAGUGCCACUGGAAGUGGUAGGGAUGAAGAUACUAGCGUGAAUCAGGAUGGUGGUGGGCACUUUGAUUACUCUAUGGCCAAUGGGGCUGAGCUUGAUUCACUUACUCUGAAUAUUGAUGCAGGCCAUGGAUUUACGGACCGAAAUCUUUUGGCUGCCGCAGGGGAUGCUGAAGUUAUUGUUCUCAGUGAUUCAGAAGAAGAGGCUGAAAACCUAAUUUCUUCUGGACAAAUCUAUAAGAACAGUAGUGCAGAUGCUGCUGAAGGCGUUGCUUUUUCUAGUCUUCCCCUUGGAAUUACGGAGCCACAUCCCGAGGAUCCUUCUCUUGUGGCUGGGGGAACUUCAUGCCUUGGUCUUUUCGAUACAAAUGAUGAUGGUUUUGGGGUGCCCUUCUGGUCUUUACCUUCUAGCAAUCAUGGAGGGCCUAGCUUUCAGUUAUUUGGUUCAGAUGCAGAUCCCGUAGAUGCCUUAGUGGAUGUGCAUCAUGGUGAUGCACUCGGUUGUCCAACAUCAAUGGGUGGUGGCUACCCAUUGGCUGCCGAGACUAACAUGGGUUCUGCAGCACUUAUCCCUGAUUCUUCACGCCACCAAUCAAACCCUGAUAUAAAUGAUGGGUUGGUCGAUAAUCCGUUGGCUUUUGGAGGUGAUGAUCCCUCACUUCAGCUCUUUCUUCCUACAAGGCCGUCUGAAGCAACAGAACAGAUUGAAUUGACAGAUCAGGCAGCUAUGUCAAACGGUUUCCGAAGUGAUGAUUGGAUAUCCCUCAGACUAGGUGGGGGCGGCAGUGGGGUCCACUGUGACCCUGCUGCCGCUGCUGCUGCUGCUUCCAAUGGGUUGAAUUCGAGACAGCGACCACCAUGCGAGGAUGGUGCAUUGAAUUCACUGGAAGAUACUGCUUCUUUGCUUCUGGGAAUGAGCGGCGGUGGUAGAUCUGAUAAGAGUAUUAGGGAUAGAUCUGAUAGUCCUUUCUCGUUUCCUCGGCAAAAGCGGUCGGUGAGACCAAGAUUGUAUCUAUCAAUUGAAUCAGAUUCUGAAGAGAGAUAAGUGAGCUGCAUUUUUGGCAUUAAGAAAGCUAGUCCAAGGGGGGAUUUAGAAGAAAAUGUGGUUGAAUUUGAAGUAAUGGUGGUGGGGUUAGUUUUGAUUUUAGGCUUUUGGUAUCUCUGUUAUUAAUACAUGCCAUAUAUAUUUCUUCUAAUCCAAAAAGGCCUGGUAUAGAUUCUUCUUUUUUUUACCUUUUCCAUAUGGUGAAUUGUAACAUUCUAAUAGGCCUUCUAGUACAUUCUAGAAUCUAGAUACUUUACUUUUUUCUUCUUCUUCUUCUGAUUUAUAGCGAUGAGAGGGAAUCGCCUGUAAAUGUCUUAACUCGAGACUUGUCCUGUUACCUAAUAGAAACAUAGCUUCUUUUUUUGGGU
Molecule: messenger RNA, 3401 nt
Organism: Cynara cardunculus var. scolymus (artichoke)
Lineage: Eukaryota; Viridiplantae; Streptophyta; Magnoliopsida; Asterales; Asteraceae
Product: E3 SUMO-protein ligase SIZ1-like
Exons: 17
Coding region: 367-3033 (888 amino acids)
Biological process (GO): protein sumoylation
Molecular function (GO): zinc ion binding; SUMO ligase activity
Source: RefSeq, a predicted model, not a curated record